GACCAGCUGACGGUCUGGCUAAACAAGCGCUGAGCUCAUCCGGGCAGGCGCAGCACCGUCACGGCCCGUCGCCAGACUCUCCUCCGGAGGCUUCUGGGCAGGGCAGCCUCUCCCUCGCGGCGAAUCCUCCCCUUUCUUUGGAAACCGCAACUGAGUGGCGUCGGCGUCUUGCUUCCCCCGAGCAAACCUGCCUUCCCUCCGCCUCUUUGCGAGCCCAGGCGGUGCUCCGGCGAAAAAGGCCAAGAGGCGCCGCCUCUGCUCCGCAGGGAGCGCCCAUUCGGACGCAGCUGGCCGCGAGAGGACGCGCCGCCUGGCUCGGCUCGCUGCUUCUCUCUGCCCGGUGGACUAGGCGGGUGCAUCAGGCAAGUCUCCAGCUUUCGGCCUAGCUGCUGUCGCUUCGCCGGUCCCCUCCCCGCAGUCAUGAGGAAGCUGUGCCUUGGCACCGUCGGGGUGCUGGCGAUGACUCUGCUCAUUGCCAGCAUCGCCCUCCUGGUGGCCCGCGUCCUGCAGAAAGCCGUGGAUCUUCAGGUCAAAGAGGAGACUGUGUUAAGAAACGGCACAGACAUUUUCAAAGUAUGGGAGGAACCUCCGCCACCCAUCUAUAUUCAGUUCUAUUUUUUUAACUUGACCAACCCUUUAGAAGUGCUUGAAGGUGAGACACCUAUAAUGAAGCAAGCUGGACCAUACACUUACAGGGAGCACAAGCCCCGAGUGAAUAUUCAUAUUUUGGAGAAUGGCACAAAAGUAUCUUCUGUCAACCCCAAAACGUAUUUCUUCGAACCAGAAAUGUCAGUGGGAGACCCAAAGGUGGACCUGAUCAGGAGUGUAAAUGUGCCUGCACUGGUUGGAAUGGACAUGGCUACAGAAACUUCCUUCCAUCUGCCUGUAGAGUUUCUGCUCUUGUUGUACCAGGAAAACAUGUUCACGAUGCACACAGUUCAUGAAUUGUUGUGGGGUUAUCAGGACAAAUUUCUGAGUACCCUACACAAAAUCCGUCCAAAUAUCGAUGAAGACUUUGGCUAUUUCAAAAAGAUGAAUGGGACAGAUGAUGGCGAGUAUGUCGUUCUGAGUGGAGAAAAGAACUAUCUUGACUUCACAAGGAUUGUUGAGUGGAAUGGAAAACACUCACUAGACUGGUGGUCAAGUCCAACUAGCAAUAUGAUAAAUGGAACUGACGGUGACACUUUUCACCCAUUGCUAAGCACAGAUGAAACCAUCUAUGUCUUUGUCUCUGACUUCUGCAGAUCUGUGUAUCUAAACUUCGAUAGCUAUGUGUCUGUAGAUGGGAUCCCAGCCUAUCGGUUUAGGCCUCCUUUGAAGCUCUUUGGCAACCUCUCUAUUAAUCCAGACAAUGCUGGCUUUUGUGUACCAGCGGGAAACUGCCUAGGAACAGGGCUCCUGAAUGUCAGUGCCUGCAGACAAGGUGCACCGAUAAUUUUAUCACCUCCACACUUCUACCAGUCAGAUGAGGUAUUUGUCAAGGACAUAGAUGGCCUGCAUCCAAAUGAGGAGGAACAUGGGACAUUUCUGGACAUUAACCCAUUGACAGGUUUGCUGGUGAGAGCAGCCAGGCGAACACAGAUCAACGUUUAUGUUAAAAAACUACCAGAUUUUGUACAAACAGGCAAUAUCAGAACACUUGUUUUGCCUGUGCUAUACCUAAAUGAGAGUGUCGUGCUGGACAAAGCAUCUGCAGAUAAACUGAAGACAGCUCUUCUGCAGUCCUCUGUGAUCACCAGCAUUCCAUAUAUAAUCAUGGCAAUAGGGAUUAUUUUUGGAAUUGUGUUCGUUGUCCUUGCCUGCAGGCCCGUACGGGAGACAGAAGAGGGCAGAGAAGUUUUAAUAGAUCCAGAGUAAGUGCGUCUCUGCUGCUUGCUUAAGACACAUGAGUUCCGAAGAUGAGAGAGCUCCACUCAUCAGAACAUCUUGACUUCAUUUCCCACUACCACCUUUCAGAAACAAGCUUAGUGAUUGAACUAUGCAAACUGCUCUUAACUCCAACCACUACACAACAUUCUUGAUUGUCGGAAACAAAAAACCCCACACUAAUCUCUAUUAAUUCUCUGCUUUAAAAAAAUAUACUGGGAAUUCAGGUAUGGGAUCAUAAAACUGGACUGUUGUAUUAAAUGUGGAAGCUGGAUUGUUUAAAGACAGGUUUUUAACUGACUUGCCAUUGCGUUCAAGAGUGCAGAAAACUGUGAUUUUUAAUAUACUUCUGGGACAGUGAUAAUUUACAUUGGGGUUGUUUCAUGGAAGUGGAUUGGUCCCCUUUGUGUUUACUUGUGUGGCAGGCCAUGGAAGCUUAUUUUGACUACACUUCCCUCUUUUGUAUCUGAUACAGCUUUGUCUUUCUGUCACCCGACUUCUUAUAGACACCGUGUUCUACUGUACGGUUAUGAAUUCUAUUCCCUGGUGUGUACAUUUUUUACAUUUGAAAGCAGAGUUUCAGGUUUUUCUCUAGGUACUAUAUGCCUGGAGCUUCUGCUAAAUGUUUACUAGAUCCAUAUUACAGGAUGUAAGGAAUGGUUGGAAAUGUUUGUUAGUUCAUCAUGACCUGGACCCUAUGGGACAGUUAGAGAUCUCUGUGUUUUUGAGAUGCGUGCAGCUUGUGUCAUUGGCAGCAGGGGUAUAGCUCUGGAAUAACUUGACAUGAAGGGUAUUCACACAACAGGGAGGGUGAGAGGAAGGCGGUACUAAACCUCCCCCCCCAAGAUGCCUCAAUGUUGGUGGGAAGCGUGGACUGCGCUCCCCACAUGAUCUACUGAUCUCUGGAGGCCAGGAUGAUGCAUCCUGGCCUCCACAUAUCCCACAGUGCAUUGGAGGAUACCCUUGCGAGAUGGACACUCUUGGCACCCAUCUCUGUGUGCAUUCAGACUGCAAGCAGCCAAAGCACACACACAAUCCUGGUGCUUGGGUUAAGGGCGCACUCACACCCUUAAUCUUGGCUAAAGGCCAGGCUUUAAAGUAGGGUUAGGUGGGCGGGCAGUGCCAGGAGCCCAGCUCCACGCAUACAAGCAGCCUGACCCAGGCUCAGCUGUCCUAGUCUGGGUUAGGCUCCCUGUGAAAGCAGCCUUAUGUUGAUGUGUAAUUCUUUGUAUCCACUAGAUGAGGGUUUCCCAAUCUAGGGUCCCCAGAUGUUGUUGGAGUACUCAAAUCAUCCCCAGUUGCAAUGAUCUUCAGCCAUUGUGGCUGGGGAUGAUGGGAAUUGUAGUGAAAUAACAUCUGGGGACCCAAAGUUGGGAAAACCUGCACUAGAUUUAUUUUGAAAAGAUUCCUACAUUAUCUUUGAAUACACAUGAAAAAGUUCUGGGCUAGGGCCAUCAAUGCACCUUAAUCACAGAUAUCUGGUCACAUAGGCUAGAAGUGAAAAACAGGGAAAGGGUUCAAUUCAGGAUCUGUCUUUUGAGAUGAGUAAUUUAGAUUGCCUUUUCUUGGGAAUGCGCAUUAAAAACCAGUCCAUGGUCAGAAAUCAUUACUGCAUUUCUGGUCCUCCACUGUUUGAUAAGGAAUACUAAGGGAAUACAUUUGAAUGGGUACAUCUAUCAAGAGCACUGAUGCUCCCUUCUCCUUGCAAGGACCAACUUACAAAACAUUAUUUGAGAAGCAUCUCUGACCAGCCUCCUCCUCCUCCUUGUUUUGGUUAUGAUUUUUGAAUUAGUCUGUCCCUAAGCCUGGGCUUGGCUGCUCAUGAGAACAGCCUCAUUGUUUGUUGAUCCAGAAGCCAUAACUAAAACAUCAAUACAAAAUAAAUCUCAGUCAGGGACUUUAGCAGUGCCUUCUAGUGAGCCCCCUCCCGCCACUCAACCAAGGAACCACUCAUGAGCCUGUGCGAAUGACAGACAUACACAUUCGUACUGCUUGGUUCUUAUCAUUGUUCCAGUUGGAGAUAGAUCAGAGAAGAGGACUGUGUUGCCUUUAAGGCACCCGAGGCAGAAGACUGUAGGGAAAGAUGGUUGUCCCAAAGGUGUGCAAUGACUUACCUUGGCACAGGUGUCCAUAUUGGGGAAGAAGGGAAGAGCUGAACCACAACCCACUUGAACUGGAAGGAAUGAGCUGGCAUCUAACUAAUCCCAGGUCAGACUGAUUGGGCUAGAAGAGGCCAGAGAACAGUAUACCUCCAUUAGUAACUACUUGUGCCUACUUGGACUGUAUUUUCACAAUCAAGACUAUCCUGGUUAAAGAGUUAACCAGGAUUUUUGAGCCCCACAGAGCUGUUUGUGAGAACACAAAUUUCCCAGGCAAUCCUGGUCAAACCACUGUGGUUAAACUGCAUUUAACCAAGAUAGAUAACGAAGAUCAGAUCUCUUUAACCAGGAUCAGUGUGAUUGUGAGAACGCAGCCUUGGAAAGGCUUAAUUUAAAAUUGGAUAAGUGUACCUGCAGCAUAGCAAGCGAUGAAGCCCUAAAGUAUUCCAUACCCAAUUUCUCAUAUCUCUUCCAGAACUGCUUGAAACUCUACUGUGUAUUAUUAUGAAGCAGCCCAUUAUUGAUUUAUACAUUUUCCCCAUACAUACUAGAUCAGUUGAAAGAACACUGUAACAGUUUUCCCCAUUGCAUGCGCUCUCUCUUUAAUAUGUCACUCAUAUCCAUUGUAAAUGCAGAGUAAUUAGAAGGUACAGUUCCCCAAGAACAAGCUUCUUUUCAGCAGCACUACUUUAGGAGCCAUUGAAUUAACCUACAGAUUGUAUUGCUGGGUCAGAUCAGAGGCCCACCCAGUCUAGCAAUCUGUUCUCAGUAGUGAGCGGAGGAAGUUGCUUUAUACUGGAUCAAGCCAUUGGUCAUCCAGCUCAGGAUUGUCUACAUUUUCUGGCAGCAGCUCUCUCCGUGGUUUUAAAACGGGAUCUUUCCCAACUCUACCUGGAGAUACCAAGGAUUGCAGGAGAGAGGAGACAGGGCAUGCACAUCCCUCUUGCCUGUGGACUCCCCAGAGGCAUCCGGUGGGUCACUGUAUGGAACAGGAUGCUGGACUAGAUGAGCCUUGUGCCUGAUCCAGAAGGACUUAGGUUCUUAUGAUUGAACCUGGGACCAAAGCAGGUCUGAGCUAUGGACCCUAAUCAGAUAGAGGCACCCGAGAAGUUCACAAGCAAGGCAUGGGGUUGAUGGACAUUCCCUGUAGCUUAUCUCCCCAGCAUUUGCUUCUUACCUUUGAAUCUAGAAGUUCAAUUUACGUACCAUGAGAAUAGCCACAAAUAAGACCUCAAGUAGUUCCAUACAUAGUUUUAAGCCUUUUGAAAAUAAGACAUGCCAGUGGCUAUCAUCCCAUCAUAUGUUGAUGGAUUGCAUACAUUAAUAGCACAUUGAAGAACUUCCUUUUGGUCUGAUGUUUGUGUCAGUCAGUUGGAUUUGGAUGACCCCAAACCUUUGUAUGAGAGAGGAGUUUCUCAUAAUACUAGAACUCUUGAGACAUCUGAAUGGAUAGAGGCUGGAGAACAUCUGUGCUUGGUAGAUUGUGUCUGUAAUAUUGAUUUCCUUGGAAGUGUGUGCAAAUUGUCUCAGUUCAUUUGGGAGAUUUAAAACAUUAGCGUUGACUACUUUAGCGUAAAAACAUUUUGUAUAUAAUAUCACAAUGACACUUAAUCACUGGACUUGGUAGAGAAUAUAAAUUAAUGUAUAUUUCUGUAGGUACAAAUUGAAAAUAUUUUUUCCCUAAGUAUGACUUACAAUAUUAUGGUUAAUAAAUGUGUCUCCAUUCCUAUGUCCUCUGCUCAAAAUACCUCUUAUCCUAGGGGUUCUUGAAACUUGGGUCCCCCCAGUGUUGUUAGGAACAUAGGGAAGCUGCCUUAUAUUGAGUCAGACCAUUGGUCCAUUGAGCUCAGUAUUGUCUACAUAGACUAGCAGCAGCUUCUUAAAGGUUGCAGGCAGGAAUCACACUCAGGCGUAUCUUAGAAAUGCCAGAGAGGGAACUUGGAACCUUUCUGCAUGCAGAUGCUCUUCCCAGAGCGGCCCUUUCUCUUAAGGAGAACUUCUUACAAUGUUCACACAUAUAGUCUCCCAUUCAACUGAAAACCAGGACAGACCCUGCUUAGUAAAGGGGACAAUUCCAUGCUUGUUACCACAAGACCAGCUCUCCUCCCAUUAUUGUAGUUGUUGGACUUCAACUCCUAAAGCAAUGUAGUUCAACAACAUUCUGGGGACCCAAAUUUGAGAACCCCUCUCUUAUCCCAUAUUAUUAGGAACCUACAUUCAGCAAAAGUCCCUCUUUAAGCCAGGUUCCCCAGUUAAUUUGGAGAUUAGUUCUAGCAUUAGUGAUUUAUAACACUAAGGGUAACAACUUCUGGGUUGCUUCUGCUAGACUCCAUAUGGGCCUGUUCCUGCCCUAAGGUUGUUUAGUACUAGGUGCAGGAAAAUGGAGCACAGCACUCCACCAAUAUGCCUCCCAAACAGCUCAAGAGACAAUGUUUUAAUAUGUCCAAAACCCUUGACCAGCUGUCGUACAGAAGGGCUGGUCUGUGUAGAAAUGCUAAUGUGUCACAGCAUGGUCUUAGCUGCAGGUCUGGCAGCUGGAUGGGUUGGACUGCAAGACCUCCCAGGUCCCUUCCAACUCUGACAUUCUAUGAGCUGUUUGCUCUGGGUGAGUGGCUAACAGCAAGAUUAGUUUAAGAGUCAAACUAAAGACAAGGAUCUAUUGCCCAACUAUCACUCCCCCUUUCUGCUACCUGCACAUCCUUCUGUUUUGAACUUGGGCCCACAACAGCAACCGAAAUAUCAAUCUUCAAGCUCUUUUUUGGGGAAGAAAUUGCACUUGAGGUUGGCUCACAUCAAAAUCCAUCGUAUUCAUUCAUUCAUUUGAUUUCUAUACUGCCCCUCCAAAAAAUGGCUGAGUAGUUUACACGGAGAAAUAACAAACAAAUAAGAUGGAACCCUGUCCCCAAAGGGCUCACAAUCUAAAAAGAAACAUAAGACAGACACCAGCAACAGUCACUGGAGGUACUGUGCUGGGCUGGACAGGGCCAGUUACUCUCCCCCUGCUAAAUUAAGAGAAUCACCAGGUUGAAAGGUGCCUCUUUGCCAAGUUAGCAGGGGUAGUCAGUAGUCAAGUUAGCAGGGGUAGUAUUGUCAUGCAUGAACCUACCCAGCGCUCUCCUUGCAGUGGAAGAUCACUACUGACAGGUAAAACUUUCAAGGAAGCUUCUCUGCUGUUACUGAUUUCCUCGUUGAAGAAUCCCCAGAUAAGCUCCCAAGGAACCCUGUUUCCCCAAAACACAGCUUGAAAAACCACUGCAUUACCAUGUUUCAAGUGUGCUUUUUAACUGGUAGUAUGUAAGAUAGCAAGCCUAAAGUUUCCACCUGCAGAGUAGUUUUGGAGCCUGUAUUCUUCCAAAGAAAACCACAGGGCUCUGUGCGCGCCAGGAGUCAAAAUUGACUUGACGGCACACUUUACCUUUACCUUUGACUGCAUUGGAAAAACCCGAGGUCUCUGGAACUGUGCAGAAUGCAACUAUAAUAAUGAUGGUGUCUGUAUAAAAGCACCUUGGGAUUGUUUUAAUUAAAGGCGGUAUACAAGUUUAACCAUUAAUGAAUAUUUACUGCAUAUCUUAAAUGUUCAAAGUGCUUCUCCUAUGAGUUGGCUCUGUGGUCUUUACAACAAUCCUGUAAGUAUAGGUAGGCCAGUAUCAUCUCCAUGUUGCAGGGUGGGGAGCUAAGCUUGAGAGUCAGUAAGUGGAGGCCACUCCGUGAUUUCAGGACUGAGUUGAGAUUCCCACCAGGGGUUUCCAUGCUCAUGGCAUAUGCCACCUUUUUGUUAAUACAUUUUCUUAUGCACAUUUAAAACUAAAACUUGCACAAAAGAUAGACAAAGAUGCGUAUGUGUGUACUGCAGACUGCUAUCUGGGGACAUUGUUAUGCAAAAAGGGAAAUUGAGUAGCAGACAUGGCCCUAAUAUGUCAACUAUAUAAAGUGUUAAAUUCUUGUUGGGAGAAAUCCUUCUUGGGUCAAUCAGGGCAGCUCCUUCAAAGAGUAGUGUCUGUCUUUGACUCCUAACCGUGUGGCUCAUUCUUCUGUCAUGUGUGUAAUGAAUGAACUGAUGGUUGUCAUAUCACUGAUAUUUGUCCACGAAUGUGUAAUAUCAGAUUAAACAGCUUUUUUGUUUGUUU
Hemicordylus capensis (graceful crag lizard) is the source of this 8092-nucleotide messenger RNA. It is a transcript of the gene SCARB2, whose product is annotated as scavenger receptor class B member 2. NCBI's taxonomy places the organism in Eukaryota, Metazoa, Chordata, Lepidosauria, Squamata, Cordylidae. Gene Ontology annotation, cellular component: membrane; cytoplasm; lysosome. The record is from RefSeq and is a predicted model, not a curated record. The transcript has 13 exons. Gene Ontology annotation, biological process: protein targeting to lysosome; receptor-mediated endocytosis. Bases 421 to 1857 code for a protein of 478 amino acids. Gene Ontology annotation, molecular function: scavenger receptor activity.